This is a messenger RNA of Zalophus californianus (California sea lion), 3929 nucleotides long. It is a transcript of the gene SLC5A1, whose product is annotated as solute carrier family 5 member 1. NCBI's taxonomy places the organism in Eukaryota, Metazoa, Chordata, Mammalia, Carnivora, Otariidae. The transcript is spliced from 15 exons. Gene Ontology annotation, biological process: transmembrane transport; sodium ion transport. Gene Ontology annotation, cellular component: plasma membrane. The coding region runs from base 1 to 1989 and encodes 662 amino acids. The record is from RefSeq and is a predicted model, not a curated record. Gene Ontology annotation, molecular function: D-glucose:sodium symporter activity.
AUGGACAGUACCAUCUGGAGCCCCAUGACCAACGCCACUGCUGCACCCCUCGCGGCCCACGAGCGCAUCCGCAAUGCGGCCGACAUCUCUGUCAUCAUCAUCUACUUUGUGGUGGUGAUGGCUGUCGGGUUGUGGGCUAUGUUUUCCACUAAUCGUGGGACUGUUGGAGGCUUCUUCCUGGCAGGACGAAGUAUGGUAUGGUGGCCGAUUGGAGCAUCUCUCUUUGCCAGUAACAUUGGAAGUGGCCACUUUGUGGGGCUGGCGGGGACAGGAGCUGCUGCAGGCAUCGCCAUGGGAGGCUUUGAAUGGAAUGCCCUGAUUUGGGUGGUUGUCUUGGGCUGGGUAUUUGUUCCCAUUUACAUUAAGGCUGGGGUGGUGACAAUGCCAGAGUACCUGAGGAAACGAUUUGGAGGCAAGCGGAUCCAGAUCUACCUCUCUAUUCUGUCCCUGUUACUCUACAUUUUAACCAAGAUCUCGGCAGACAUCUUCUCUGGGGCCAUAUUUAUCAACUUGGCCAUGGGUCUGGAUCUGUACCUGGCCAUCUUUCUCUUAUUGGCAAUCACUGGCCUUUACACAAUCACAGGGGGCCUGGCGGCUGUGAUUUACACUGACACUUUGCAGACGGCGAUCAUGCUGGUGGGGUCUUUCAUUCUGACUGGGUUUGCUUUCCACAAAGUGGGAGGGUAUGAUGCCUUCAUGACAAAGUACAUGAACGCCAUUCCAACUGUGAUUACUGAUGGAAACAUCACCAUCAACAAAGACUGCUAUACACCAAGAGCUGACUCUUUUCACAUCUUCCGAGAUCCCCUCAAAGGAGACCUGCCAUGGCCUGGGAUCAUCUUUGGGUUGUCCAUCCUUUCCCUGUGGUACUGGUGCACAGAUCAGGUCAUUGUGCAACGCUGCCUCUCAGCCAAAAACAUGUCUCAUGUGAAGGCCGGCUGUAUCCUGUGUGGGUACAUGAAGCUGCUGCCCAUGUUCCUCAUGGUGAUGCCAGGAAUGAUCAGCCGCAUCCUGUACACAGAAAAAAUUGCCUGCACUGUCCCCUCGGAGUGUAAGAAAUAUUGCGGUACUGAGGUUGGCUGUACCAACAUUGCUUACCCGACCUUGGUGGUGGAGCUCAUGCCCAAUGGACUGCGAGGCCUGAUGCUGUCAGUCAUGUUGGCCUCUCUCAUGAGCUCCUUAACCUCCAUUUUCAAUAGCGCCAGCACCCUCUUCACCAUGGACAUCUAUACCAAGAUCCGGAAGGGAGCAUCUGAGAAAGAGCUCAUGAUUGCAGGAAGGUUGUUCAUCCUGGUGCUGAUAGGCAUCAGCAUUGCCUGGGUGCCCAUUGUGCAGUCAGCACAAAGUGGGCAGCUCUUCGAUUACAUCCAGUCCAUUACCAGUUACUUGGGACCACCCAUAUCAGCUGUCUUCCUGCUUGCUAUUUUCUGGAAGAGAGUCACUGAGCCGGGAGCCUUCUGGGGACUGAUCAUAGGAUUUCUGAUCGGGAUAUCCCGUAUGGUGGCUGAAUUUGCCUAUGGAACUGGGAGCUGCAUGCAGCCCAGCAACUGUCCCACAAUUAUCUGUGGUGUUCACUACCUGUACUUUGCCAUCAUCCUCUUUGUCAUUUCUGUCAUCAUCAUUGUGGUCGUCUCUCUCUUCACCAAGCCAAUUCCAGAUGUGCAUCUCUACCGCCUGUGUUGGAGCCUGCGCAACAGCAAAGAGGAGCGUAUUGACUUGGAUGCAGAAGAGGAGGACAUUCAAGAAACCCCAGAGGAGACCAUUGAAAUAGAAGUUCCUGAGGAGAAAAAAGGAUGCUUCAAGUGGGCCUAUGAUCUGUUUUGUGGCCUGGACCAGCAGAAGGGUCCCAAGAUGACGAAGGAAGAGGAGGAAGCUAUGAAGCUGAAGAUGACAGACACCUCUGAGAAGCCUUUAUGGCGAACAGUAGUGAACAUCAAUGGCAUCAUCCUGCUGUCCGUGGCCGUUUUCUGCCAUGCAUUUUUUGCCUGAGCCUUGCCUUCUGUGGCAGGCCUUGUUCAGGAAGGCCAGACUUUUUACUCUGCCUCCUUAACUUCUAUUCUGUGGUGUUAAGCUGCUGGUAAACCAGCCAAGUGUAAAUUUUGCCCAGUUGAUAAAUGUGUACAGGUGUAAUUACAGGCUAACUGAAGAAAAAUCAUUAAUUUGCUUUUAACUUAUGUAUUUGAAGCCAGUGUGAUAUCAUCAGCUGUAUAUAUUAGAGCUGCAGAAGGAAAGUCCAACUCAGUCAUGUCCAGGAAAAGAUGCAGUAAGAAAGAAGCCCUGCCAUGUGUGAUGCAAGUUUUUCUCAGAUAGAUUCAGUGUGUUAGUGUUGUUUGUGAUCCUUGAAUAUUAUUUUAAGAGUUGUAGUCUCCCUGGUUCAUGCUGCUUUCCCUUCAUGACCUUCUCCCCAUCUUUUUUAAAGAGAAAUAUUUCCCCUCUCAUCAUACACCUGUCAAGUUUUUCCUGGCACAAGAAAAAUCAAUCUGAUAAACUAAUGAAUGCAUUGAAGCUGAAGAUGGGAACUUGAUAGGGUCCCUGCCCUGGGUGUUUUGCUCUUUGAAGGGAAAGCCUGGGUAUGGCAGAACUUACCCCAAAGGGAAGGACCCAGGCACCAGCCUCAGGCCAGUGGGGAAAGUGGAUAAUCUUGAGUCAAAGCGAUUUUCUGGUUUUCUUUAAAUUGUCUGUUAUGAGUUCCUCAUCUUUGAGAUUUCACUUAUUUUGUCAUUUGCUGUGUCUGGAAUGUCUUUGGCACUCAGCCACGUUUAUGGACCAAAUGCAUGAUUUGGGCACUUAUUUAUAAAUACUUGCUUUAUUUUUAUGUAAGCCUGGCCCUUGGUUAUUUAUUUAUUUUUUUUGGUGGCUGCACAAAGUACACAGUACACACUCUGGUGACUCUCAUCAAUUGGAAUACAUUUUCCAGAGGCCACUCUUCCUCAUGGUGUGGAUGUUGACAUAUGAGCUUAGAAGCUGAUCUAUAUCACAUAAUAGAACAAAUGUACCUCUUGGAGCAUCUGUCAUUUCAAAGCAGCCACACUCUCCUGUAACAUGGAAACAAUUAUCCCAAGAUUCUCCUCUCCAUGAGUUCAUGUGAGCACAGUCCUUCCUUUUUGGGAUGUCUUGAGUGGAGAUCAUCUAUUGACCAAAGUUAGGGUAGGUGUCUCUGUUCUGAGUAAUAGCAUUCAACACUUUUAGUUGACAGGAGUGUAUUUCUUGUUGAACCUGUUUCCUAGGGAGCAGUUUUUAAAUAUAAUUUUAAUUAAUUAACUGAUUAAUUAAAAUCUUUUAGUCCCACCCAUGAAAUCUCAAUUAUGUUGUAAUAUAAACUUUGAAGUUAAGAAAAAGUCAUGAUGUUAGUGUUGACUGAUUUCAAGCUGGUUUAGGAAAAAGCUGGGAUCUGAGGUGCUGUGGAGCUGAGAGUGGUUCCUAGGCAUACAAAUGGUUCAACAAGCAAAGGGAUGGCUUGUUCUUGUGGAAGGAAGGACACUAGUUGAUACACCCUCCAUAUUGCCCUUAAGUGAGGCAGAGAAGAGGGGAACAUGGAGAAUUUCUUGUGGCUGGCAUUACUCAGCAGACUCAGUUUCAUGUGGAGUUUGUGGUAUUUUUGAGCUUUGAAAAGAUAAAGGAAAAGGAUUGAAAGCUGGUGGAUGAAACGGGCACAAAGCAUCUAGAUUGUCCUGGGUUCAGUUUCUGGCAUUGCCAAUGAUUCAUGUGUAUUUUGUAGUAAAUUAUUUUGUCUCAACUGUGUAUUUUUCUCUUUGAAAAAUGAGGACCUUGGUGCUUAUAGCAUCUACAUACCUCCUCUGGGUGUGACUAGGUCACUUUGUAAAGAGGAUAACAGAUACAUACAUGAAAGAUGCGAAACAGAUGUUAUAGUAAGUGGCAUUUAGUCCCAUAAAUUAAAAUGUAUUACUUUGAUACUAAUAAAAACAUUA